AUGGCAGAAUCAUCAGGCAGCAGUGAUAAUAAUAUGAAAAACUCAAAUCUGUUUGACUCCCCUAGCAGUGGCGAUGAACAUGCCGACAGAGGAGGAUUAAUUUCUUCUCAAUUUUCAGGCUACUCCAAUAUCUCAUACUCAUUCCAAUCCGUUAUUUCUGCACUGGAGAGCUGUGACGACAUGAUGCUGCUACAAUCAUUAAAUCAACUUUCAAUUGAUUUAGCGAUUGCCCAAGAAGACAUCUUGGCCGCGAUGCCUCUAGAUCAGCUGGUCUACGCUUUGGUGACUUGUCUGCAGAAAGAAGACUUCCCUGACAUUGUUUUGUACUCCAUGAAUUGUCUCACAAAUAUCUUGGAUACCAUGCCGAAUAUAACAGGCCUAAUUGUAGCUCGAGGAGGAAUAGGAGUUCUUAGCUCCAAGCUGAUGAACUUUGAUUUCAUAGACAUGGCUGAGCAAGCUAUUAAGCUGAUUGAAAAGAUCUCUUAUGAAUCUGCUUUAGAUAUUGUUAAAGAAGGGGUUUUCGAGACAAUGAUGAAUACACUGGAUUUCUUUGAAUUGGAGACUCAGAAAAAAAUAUGAAGGAUUGCAAUUAAUAUUGCCAAAGCAAUGAUUUCUCAGCAGUGCUUUUUGCAGCAUAUUAUGCCGAUGCUACCUCAAAUACAGCCAAUGCUUAUACAUAGGGGAACUGAUAUGGUGGGACAAGCAGAGCUUGUGAUUGAUUUUUUUAUAGCUUUGUUGGAAAACGCGAUAGGGCUGUUUAGCAGCGAUUUAAAAAUGCUGCAAGGAAAUUUACAAAAUUUGAAUGAGCAAGGGAUGAUGCGGAAUUUAAUAGAAAUUAUUCAGCAGGCUCCGUCGCUCAACCUUAAAGUUUUCAAGCUAUUAAGACUAAUUUGCAAGAUUUCACCGACGUUGAGCAUGAGCUUGCUUUCUAUGGGAAUAUGUACAAUACUUAAAGAUGUACUUAAUAAAUCCUAUGAGUCUUCUAGCAGUGACUAUUUGCUUGAAGCUUUUAAUUUGAUCGAUAUUAUUGUGCCAGUUGAUAAUCCGAAAGAUGCAAUUGAAAAAGAAAGGCUACAAAUUUUCAGAGAGAGUAACCAAUAUUUAAGUAAUAAACAAAUUAGCUUAAUUUAACUAACUUCUAGUUGGGCUUCUAGUUGUGCAGAGUUGGUGAGACGCCCUUUUCUCCGUCUUUUCGCUACUCUUGAAUUCAUGUCGGACCUCGCAGUUCUGCUAGCUCAUUCUAGUCUUGUGAAACCAUUCGGGAACCUAGAAGUAUAGGAAACACUAGCGUGACUCGUUCUAUCUGACUUUUCUCCAGCGCCUGUUCAGCACAAGAGUCUUGCCUUUUAUAUCAGUAGGAGAAAAAGGCAAACACAAUACUCAAGGUGGGUUAGCAUAGAAUUCCUCACCAUUUUCUCUUCUUGUGCAGAAGUCCACGUGCAAAAACCUAACCCCAUAAUGGGUAUGGGAAAAGAAUUUAACUUACUCUCCCGUAUGCGAGCAAGUAAAGCCAUUAGAUAAUUCUGUUGAAUUUUAAACAGCUUGGAUUUUAAAAUAUAAAUUUUAGCAAAUUAAUAUUUGAUUUAAAAUUAUUUAUAAAUAAAAUGGCAUUCUGUUCUAGAGAAAUUAGUUCUGCUAAUUUUCUCUCCCUCAUGGAAUUUUAUUUAUGGGGUUGGGUUUUCUCUCAAGACCUUUUGCAGGAGCAGCAGCAGCAGUUUAGCUUUGGAAUAGCCAGAGGAACUGCUCCGCGGUGCAUCCACGAAGCUCAGAGUUUUAUCUCUCAGCAUAUCCAAGGAGGGUAACCUUAGGCUGAACACGCUCAGAAGCUUAGUCAGACUAGCGCAGCAGCAUCAUUGGGUGAGAAGCGCUGGCCAGGGUGGCAGGCGUGCAUUUGGGAUGGUCCGACCUUUUGGAUCAGAAAUGUCCAUUUUAAAAACUUUGUAUAUAGUAGGAAUAUGAAAUAAAGUAUUAAAUAUAUGGGUAAGCAUGCAUAAAUCGAGUUUUAAUAACAUAAGAGAGAAAAUACUGCAAAAUCUUUUGGAUUUACUGCUUGACCAACCCUCUUUGAGCAAAGAAAAUGUUUUGGUUCAUUGCAAGGGAGUGAGUUAAUGAAUUACGCUUUCAUCUGAAACCAUUUUAUUACUACAAACCAAUAUAUUUAAACACAAUUGGUGAGUCAGUUAUCCCUCACUUAAUUUUUGUCUAUCAAAACUGUAUGGAAAGUGAGCUAAAAACUCUAACUUUGAAAACUUUUUAUAAAUUAUUUGCAAUAUCUCCACCAGAAUGCCUUACAAUAUAUAUAGACACCCAGACACUUGCGUCAUUUUUAUCAGAAGUUUUGCAUUCUCAGCACUUGAAUCCUAUUCAUUGCGCACUGAAAAUCAUCAAUAUUUGCUAUGAUAAAAUUCCUCAAGAAAUCGCUGAACAUUUUACUAGAGAAGGAAUUAUUGACAGAAUUAAUGCUUUAAAUAAGCAAGAAGUGAUUUCACAAUUAAAACGAUCAAAAGCUAAUGAGUCGCCUGUUGGUCUAAAAAAAUACUCGAGAUUUCAACAAGAAGAAAGAGAAAGCUCUUCUUUGAACUACUUUGAGCAGCUUAUUAUGAAUUUAAAUGGUGAGAAAGAAGUAAUAAAUAUUGAUGCAGAAACUGAUGAAUUUCUUACAAAUAUUCCGAAUUUUAAACAUCAGCUAAAUUUGAAAAGUGACCCAAAAAAUGAAUCCUUAGACUUAUGCAAUUCAAUUAUUGAAAAAAAUAGCCAUUUUGAAAAUAAACAUGCUUUAAGGACUGGAAAAAGCCUUAAAAAGCUUGCAGAAAAAUUGGAAUAUGGGAGACAAGGAAAUGCGAAUGAAAUAUGGAGAAAUUUGAUAUCAAUGAUAGAAAGUGAUAAUAAAAUUAGCUUUUAUGAGUUUAGCAAUUCAGGGAUUGUUGAGGCUUUAUGAAAAUGGUUUAAUCGUGGAGACUUAGAAGACUCAAAACAAGUGACUGUUCUAAUUCAUAGACUUGAAGAAUUUUUAACAGAAUUUUUAAAAGAAAAUUCAAAAAGCCAGGUUCAUUUAAAGAGCUUUUUAGCCCUUUUUGAUGGAGCUGGGAACUAUGGAAAUAAUUUAAAUGACAUAGGUCCUGAAAGAAAUUAUGAAAGGUCUAAUCGAUUUUUAAGCCAAAGGUCUAGGCUUACAUUUAUUUAUGCCCCAUCAGAAGAAGACUGAUCAAGAUUAGGCGAAGCUUCUCAGGAAUUUAAUAUAAGAAACAAUUUUUUUGCAGCGAAUAACAGAAUUUGCAUCGCAAGCGAACUUUCAAUUCCAUUUGCUGCAGUAAAAAGUCAUUUAUUAACUCCUCUUUAAACCGAACAAAAAAUAAUCCCAAUUUUAUUCGGGUUAAAACUUUAUAGUAAAUUAUUUAAUAAAGAAUAAUUUUAUAAAUAUUAAAACAUAAAUUGAGCGUAAAGUUUUUGAGGGUUAAUUUAUUUAUGGAGAAUUAAUUUAAAAAUUUAAUCAAUUCGUGUGAAAACUGUUUAAAUAAUAUUCGACUUACACUUUAACUAUAAAAUCAGGUCAAAAAUAAUUUUAUAAAAAUUAAUAAAAAAUUUUAUAAAAAUUAAUAAAAAUUUUAUUCCAAUUUAAAGUGGGUUUUAUAUAUAUUUUUCUCCUAUCUAAGGGGGAGUAAGGGUAAAAUCGAAAGACGAUUUAAAUAAUUUUAAAAAAUUAUUCAAAAACAAAAACCAACAAAGAAAAAAUAUAGCGAAAGCAUUAAGAGAGUUAGGAAUGGAAGGCAGCGAGUUUGGGAGGCUUUACAAAGCUAGCAUCGCCCAAAAUUUGUUUUCGAAUGAUAUUGAUAUCACCGAAGAAUGCGAGCUUAGGCCUGAAGCCAAAAAUCAAGUUCUGGAACAAAUUGAUAUAAUUAUGACAGUUAAUGGCCAAGAAAUUCAUGAUGGAAUGACUACACUUGACGUGAGCAAUAAAUUUGGGAAAUCAGAUGAAAUAAAAUUCAGAUUUGUAAAAAUAAGUCAAAAUAAAAAAGAAAGCAAAAUGCUUGUAGGACAAAAUAUGAUUUAUAAAGAAAUCCUCAAUGAUUGUGAAAAUGUAGGAGUAGAUAUUGGAGAAAAAAUAUUUCCCUAUCUAAGAAUUCUUAAACUCUUUUCGAAAAUAAACGAGCUCUUGCCUUAUCUUAUGACUCCUUCAUCGCUUUUAUUCCAAUCAUUGUCUGAGUCAUUUCGCCUUCACAAACUCGAAUAUGAAAUUUUUCAAAGCAGCAAAAUUAGUGUCAUUCUCUCUAGGUUUGUUCAAGAUAACAGAACUUCUCUGCCCUCUUGAACCAAGCCUUUAAUCCAAAGCUGCAAAUUUUUAGUCCCAUUCACAAUAAAGUCAGAUAUUUUCCAAAUUUCAGAUAUUGGGCCGUAUCUCGAUACAUGGGGAUAUGAUAUUUCUCAAAAAAUAAAGGUCAAGAUCAAUAGAGAAAAAUUAUUGGAAGGCGCAACUGCUGCAAUGAGAGAUCCAAAAAUGCUUAAAUCUGCUCCUAUAGAGUUUGAGUAUGAAAACGAAGUUGGUACUGGAGUAGGCCCUACAUUGGAAUUUUAUAGCCUUGUUGGAAAAUCUAUUCGAACACUUGAUAUUUGGAGAAAUUCAGGAGAUGAACUUGGCCUUUUCCCUGCUCCAAUAUUAUCAAAUUCAGCCAAAGUUAAAGAUCAAUUCCUCUUUAUUGGCCGCUUAGUAGGAAAAGGCUUGCUUGACCAAAAGCAGCUUGACCUACCUCUAAGCCCUGCAUUUUGGAAGCUAGCCUUAAAUGAAAACUUGACUUUAAACGACGUGCUAAACGUUGACAAAAAUUUAGCUAAAACACUAUUCGGCCUGCAAGAAGUUGUAAACAAGAGAAAUACCCUUUUAGCAGAAAACAAAAGGGUUCAUAGCUCUAGCUUGACAUAUAAAGGUACCCAUAUAGACGAUUUAUGCUUAACAUUUGUGCUGCCAGGCUAUGAUACUAUUGAGCUUAAAGAAAAUGGAAAAAAUAUUGCCGUGACUCUUAAUAAUCUCCAUGAGUACAUCACUUUGGUCUCAAAGUUCACGCUAAUGCAGGAAACACAAAUUUCAGCAUUCAGAGAAGGGCUUAACUCAGUAAUCCCAAUUGAUAUGCUGAAAGGUUUUACUGGCGAAGAGCUCGAAUAUCUGAUAUGUGGAGCAAGUAAUGAAAGCUGGGACAUUUCUACUAUUCAAGAGUGCAUCAUUCCAGCCCAUGGGUAUUUUCACUCUUCAAGUACUUUUCAGAACCUUUUGAUUGUGAUGUCGCAAUUUAAUAGCCAAGAAAAGCGCUCCUUCUUGCAGUUUGUGACUGGAUCGCCAAGACUUCCAGUUGGAGGAUUUGCAUCAUUAGUUCCGAAGCUAACAGUUGUAAAGAAAGAUCCUGAAAACCCAGGAGUGCAUUCUGAUGAGUAUUUGCCAUCAGUAAUGACUUGCCAUAAUUAUCUCAAAGUUCCUGACUACAGCUCAAUUGAGAUCUUGCAAAGAAAUUUGAAGUAUGCAAUGGAAGAAGGCUACGAAGCUUUUCACCUUUCAUAA
This is a messenger RNA of Blepharisma stoltei, 5548 nucleotides long. The record is from the annotation of a GenBank genome assembly. NCBI's taxonomy places the organism in Eukaryota, Ciliophora, Heterotrichea, Heterotrichida, Blepharismidae.